AUGAUGGGGCGUUGCGAGGUCCCGCCUACGUGGUGGAUUGAGCACAUAGAGCGCAACCGCAGGAUUCUAGACAAGCCUGGGAGGAAGGAGAACGGCUCUCCAAUUUCGGGAAACAUGCGCGAGUGGAUCAAGGCACGCGGACUAGAGGGGCGAGACCUCCCCGCAGUUCAAGCGCAUACAGCAUUCGGGCAGUAUGGCCAAGUUCUUGAUUCGAUUGUGAUGCGUGACCGUGAGACUGGUCGCUCCCGUGGCUUUGGAUUCGUCACGUACUCGAAUGAACAGGAGGCUCAGAAUGCCAUCAACUCCAUGAACGAGCAGGAGCUCGAUGGUCGUCGCAUCAAGGUUAACAGUGCCAACCAGCGCACUGGCGGCGGCGGAGGUGGAGGUGGAGGAUAUCAAGGCGGAGGAGGCUACCAAGGCGGCGGAGGCUACCAGCAAGGUGGUGGCUAUGGCGGUGGAGGAUACCAAGGUGGUGGAGGCUACCAGCAGGGUGGCUACGGCGGCGGAGGCUACCAACAGGGCUAUGGCCAGCAAGGUGGCUACGGAGGCGGAUACUAA
This is a messenger RNA of Rhizoctonia solani, 558 nucleotides long. RefSeq names its product RNA recognition motif protein. The coding region runs from base 1 to 558 and encodes 185 amino acids. Gene Ontology annotation, molecular function: RNA binding. The transcript has 5 exons. NCBI's taxonomy places the organism in Eukaryota, Fungi, Basidiomycota, Agaricomycetes, Cantharellales, Ceratobasidiaceae. The record is from RefSeq and is a predicted model, not a curated record.